This is a messenger RNA of Sus scrofa (pig), 3749 nucleotides long. Lineage: Eukaryota; Metazoa; Chordata; Mammalia; Artiodactyla; Suidae. The record is from RefSeq and is a predicted model, not a curated record.
UUGGGCGUGGAGGGAGGGGCCAGGAAGCGGCGAGCGCGCCGGGGAGCGCAGCUGCGGGCGUGGGGGCGACAGGAGCCGCGGAGCCGGCGCCGAGAGCGGCUGCGGCCGGAGUGAGCGGCCGAGACAAAGGCGACGAUAGGGCCAGUUGUGAGUGUGGAUUUUUGAGUAAAACUUUGAACCCAAAUGAGAAGAAACCUGCAAGGAACAGCUUCUACUGAACAGUGAGUCUGCAGUCAUCUGUAUGCCUAAUAUGGAAUGUUCUCAACCCAGAGAUAGCUCAGUUGACAAGGAGUGACCACCUGUUACAGACCCUGAAUCAAGACGAGUUUUAUACCUUUCCUGGUGGUUCACUGUAGAAACAGAAGCAAAGAAAGGAAACAAUCUGAUCUUUUCUUUAUUAGAUUGACUAUAUAAGAUCUCUCCAGGAGCAAUAACACAGAGAAGUAAUAAAAUUAUUACUUUGGCAUCACUGGACAUUCAUCACAUUGACAAGCGUGCUUUGUGAAGCUUCUGAGUUGUGAUUUGGAAACUUCAUUGGUGCUCAUUUGUAACUUGGACUAUAAGCAUGAGUGAAUUCUGGUUAUGUUUCAACUGCUGUAUUGCCGAACAGCCUCAGCCUAAAAGGCGCCGGCGGAUUGACCGAAGUAUGAUUGGAGAGCCCACAAACUUUGUGCACACGGCUCACGUCGGGUCAGGAGACCUAUUCAGCGGAAUGAAUUCGGUCAGCUCCAUCCAGAACCAGAUGCAGUCUAAAGGAGGCUACGGGGGCGGCAUGGCUGCCAAUGUGCAGAUGCAGCUUGUGGACACGAAGGCAGGAUAGCCCCGGAUCCUCCUCCGGUCAUUGUGAAUUUCUGUGUUGUUUCCACUGUUGUUUAAUUUUUUUUUUUGUCGUGAUUGCUUUUCUUUCCUCUUCAAUUACAAAAAAGAACUGUGUGCUGGCACCCUGUUCACCCUGCUGUGAUUACUCCAGUGACAAGUUACUGUUCUGCUCUGAAGAAACUGUUGUCAGAAGAAUCCUGCUUUUCCUUCAGCUGGCGUGCAUGCCUUUGGACUCAUGGACAGAGUUCUUUGGAUUGUGGCUUAAUUAUUAAUUUUUAUCAAUAUGGAUCUGAUUUUAGCAUGAUCUUUUUUGUGAAUGCUACUAGCACUGUUUUGCAUUUUCUCCCCAUUUUUAACGUUUCUCUUUCCACCGCCACCCCCUCUGCCUUAUGAUUUCGUUGGUAAGCAAAGACGUGCUAUUACAUGUUCAUUUGUCACCGUUUAUGUAUAUUUUGGAAGGUAUAAGCACAGUGAUCACUGCUCUUCAUUUGAAACUCCAGCAGAGUAAAUAUCUGCAUGCUUUAUGAAGUUGCUUGUGUGGGAACCCGUGGGAUGCUGGAAAGGAACGAACUUUCAUGGGUUGUUGAUACUGCUUGGCUCCCAUGGGUUGUUGAUACUGCUGCUAUUAGAGAGAGGCGGGCUGUGGCACCAAGUCACAUCAGUUUCACAAAAAAGGCAACUUGUAGCUUAUUUUAGAAGUGUGAUUUUUAUUCAGUUAGAAUUACAGUAACAGAAAAGCUUGCAUUCAUAAGGCAUUCAUUCUGUUGUAAAUGUUCAAUGUAUUUAUUUGAGAGUGAGGACCUGGGAUUGUGAACAGGUGUGUGGUUGUGUAUCUGAGUGUGUGUAAUACCCUCAUCCGAUCGGACUCUGAGCAUCACGGUCUUAGAAGUGGCUCAUUUCUUGGUGUACUCAUUUCGUUUUCACUUGUUUAUGUUUAGUAUUAUGGUAUCCAGUUGUUUCCAGUAGCAGUUUGUUGAACUUCUGGCCUGGACUCCAAACUGUGGACUCCAGAGUCAUUGGGCCUCUUCGUAAUGGAAGUUGCCAAGAGCUACAGUUGACCUGGCUGUGUUGUUGCCUAUUCGGUGACUUCAGGUGUUGGUGAGAAACCUUUGGCUCAGGUUCCAAAAUGAUUAUUUCACCAAUUGUCCUUCUGUAGAUGCUUUUCCUUCCACAUGAGGGUGUAGUGCUAAGCCAGUUAGUAGUAUGUUUUUUCAUGAAAACGGUAAAUCCUAUGUCCAUUUCAGCCCUAACAGUUAUAUCUGGUCAGACUCGUACUUCAUGCAGGACCUGGGCCUCAUGGAAAACUGACCUAGAAAGCUGUAAUUAGGUAGUUGCAUAAAGAGGGAUCAUUUUCUCUUCUUCAAUCCCUUUCUCUUCACCUUAGGAGUUCUUGUUUAAGAGAUAACUGAAUAAAUAUUAGGUUUAUAUAGGCAAAAUAUGAAAGCACCCCCCCCCCCCCAGUUCUUUGGAAUUUACCUGUACCGGGGGGACUAGAUUACUCCGUCCUUAUUUCUGCAGGUCUUCAUAGUGUCAAUCCCCAGCAGAAUCUGUCAGGGACAAACGUGUAUGCUUAGUAAUCAAAGUAGGCAUUGUGCAGUUAAUAACUUUGAAACUUGAAUUCAUCUGAUGUCAUUACUUCACUGUGUGGCUACUGCAUUCGGGGAUAUCCCCGCGUGCCACUCUGCCCAAACAGAGUCAGGGGCCUGCCAGGGACACUGCUGUGUGAAAGUCCGUGGGUUCUGUUGUUUUUGAUUUUUUUUGUCUUUUUAAGGCUGCACCCAUGGCUUAUGGAUGUUUCCAAACUAAGGCUUGAAUUGCAUCUGCAGCCACCAGCCCAUGCAAUGUGGGAUCCAAGCCUCACCUGUGACCUCCACCACAGCUCAUGGCAAGGCUGGCUCCUUAACCCACUGAGUGAGGCCAGGGGUCAGACCUGUGUCCUCACUGACCCUGGUUGGGUUCGUUGCCGCUGAGCCACAACAGGCAGUCCCAUUCUGCAAGUUCUUUAAGGGACAGGUUUUUUUGGCAUUGUCAGUGCUGAUGUUGUGUAGUCUGGUUUGAUUCUAUACUUGUUAACUCCUAGAACGAUACAGGGAGCCACGGUCCCUUUUCCCCAACUCACGAUGUGAUUUUGUUUUUUUCCAAUCGCUCGCUUUUCUGAUUCUCCAAGGACCAAAUAUCCCAGUGAGCACUGGAGCCUAUCUCUGGUGAGCCAAAGGCUGCACUCUUUAGCCUCUAACUGUUCUGCAGCCACCACUGACUUCACAGGUGCAAGUAGCCACACUGUAGGCAAGACCAUAUGCCAAGGAAGGUGCCAAUAGUGAUUCAAAAAAUAAGAUGACGACCAACCGUUAAUUCUAAGAUAGUAACCCUAGAGACAGAUUCUUAGGGAGUCUUCAUCCCCACAUUGAUAGGUGUGGGUUUUUAAAUCUCAGGAGGCCGUUUGCUUCCCAUAACAAACAAUGUGUCUCAUUUUGAAAAUUGAAGCUAAUACAGGAUUGACUGUUAAUACUUUGCUGAAAUACAUGCUCACAACUGCUAACCAAUGACAUGCGUUCUGUCCUUUGCCCGAGGUGCUUUCCCUGAGUUAGGCGUGGAGUGGUGCCGCUGAGCGUAGAGCGGGAAUGGGAACCACGAUGACUGGGUUCAGCAUUUCCAGUGCAGCAGCAUCUAGCAGUGGGGCCUUGAAAGAUGUAGGAGCUUUCACUUUGGUUAUUAAAUUAUAGCAGUUUUAUUAUAGAGCGCAAGUUAGCCUUGAUUUUGUUUAAAAUGACUUCUGCUCAGCACCCAGGAGAUAAAAUUGACAUAUUUUUAUAAUAUAAGCAUACUUUUUUUGUACAUUGUGUUCAUUCUUAAAUAAAGUGAGUUCAGUGUUGGCUUGUAGAUAAUAAAGAAAGUAUUGAUUUUGAUUCAAUAAAUGUUUUUCAAUCCUG